This is a messenger RNA of Achroia grisella, 2910 nucleotides long. RefSeq names its product ubiquitin-conjugating enzyme E2Q-like protein 1. NCBI's taxonomy places the organism in Eukaryota, Metazoa, Arthropoda, Insecta, Lepidoptera, Pyralidae. The transcript is spliced from 6 exons. The record is from RefSeq and is a predicted model, not a curated record. Bases 759 to 1520 code for a protein of 253 amino acids.
UCACCAUUACGAACUCUACGUCAGCACGAGAUUGCCGCUAGAGACGACCCUUCAAAACACGUCAUUCAAAUAUUAGAGUAUGGGCACUAACGUCAUGUGAACAAGAGCUUAUUCAGCUGCAGAGGGAGGCGAAGCGGAGGGUGGAUCGAUGGUUGUGGAGAGGAGGUUGUUCGUCGAGAGCGGUGGCGCCCUCUGCCGGCGUGGAGCGCUCCGCCGUCGGUUAGUGUGCGAGGGUGGCGCCCGGCGCCCGGCUGUGCUUCAAAUCAACCUAUUUGGAACUAUUAUACACCUAUUUCCGCAAUAAUCACUCAACACAUGUCGAACAAACUUUCAAGUAGCUAAAAACGCAACUACCAUAUCAAUCAGUCAUCUAAAGUGUUCCUGGCGGACCACAGCUGCCGGUGGCGCCCAGUCGUCCCGAGUACUAUACACCAUGUUACGUGAUAUGCACCGCCGAGACGCACUCUGACUGCGACACGCCCGCGCCCGCAUCACUACGCCUCCGGCCGGCGCAGACGGUAACGGCUUCGUCUUGCCAAGUUUCAAUUUCAUCUGCGCUCUCACUUCGUAGUCGCACGUCUCGUGUUCAACACGCCUCCGUGCGAGACGUCGAGUGAUGUGACCGACCUAUAACUGGCCAACGACAAACAAUUCGAAAAUCAAAUGUGAUUAGCAUUUGACAUGACGCGUGUCUACAUAUAAAUACUGUGAAAGUAAAAAUAAUUGAGUGACAGACAGUGUAGUGAAACCAGUGCAAUAUGACAUCGCGAUCUAAGGAAAAGGUCGCUGCUGCAUUCAGGAAGCUUUUCCGUUCCCCGGAGAAGCUCGAUAACGAUGGUGCCGGUCCCAGUGGCUCACCAGCCAGACGAGGAUUACUGCGUCGACAUAGAGAUGGCGUGAGCCCAGCCGAAGCAGCAGCAAGUUUGCCAUCCAGCCCUGGUGCCACAGCGAUGGUGAAGAAGAAGGCUGCCGGAGCCAACGAGGUUCGCGAACGUGCUGCGGCAGUCCGCACGCGCAGACUCAUGAAAGAGCUCAAAGAAAUACAGCGAUUGCAAGACAGCAGGCCUGAGCCUAUAUUUACGGUGGAAUUAGUAAAUGAUAAUCUAUUCGAGUGGCAUGUGAGACUACACCAGAUAGACCCCGAGAGUGAGCUAGCAGGAGAUCUACGUGAACUGCAUAUAUCACACAUUCUACUGCACCUCAUUUUUCCAGAGAACUUCCCCUUCGCUCCACCUUUUAUGCGGGUCAUUGAACCCAGGAUAGAAAAGGGCUUCGUAAUGGAAGGGGGAGCUAUCUGUAUGGAAUUGCUGACACCUCGCGGCUGGGCGUCAGCAUAUACAGUAGAAGCCGUAGUGAUGCAGUUCGCCGCGUCGGUGGUGAAGGGCCAGGGUCGAGUGGCGCGGGCACCGCCGAGACCUUCGCGCGAGUUCUCCCGCCGACGAGCGGAGGAAGCAUUCCGCUCCCUUGUGAAGACACACGACAAAUAUGGUUGGGUCACACCAUCCCUGUCUGAUGGUUGAAUCGACAAGAUUGCGCUGGUCAACUGUACCUAAUGCAGAAUUGAUCUCUUUUAGUUCUUAUUUUAGCAGUAAUCACCUAGUGCAAAUUUUUACAAAUGCUCUGCUGUGUAAUUAAAUAGUUCAAUUUUUAAUAAGUGGAUUAAAAAUAUUAACAAAUGUAGUUACAUUAUAAUUACCAUGGAUACUAUAAAAUUAUUUAAAAAAAUACUUUUUUAUCACAGAAAUUGUAAAAUAUACAUAAUAGAAGUCUUAAAGUGUCUGUACUUGCUAUUUUCCAUUCGUCAAUUUAAAUAUCCCCUCUAUCUACCAAUGUAAAUCACAAAAAGGUCCUAGUCUGCAAAAUGUGUCAUAAAUGUAAUAAAAUUUAUGAUAUCUACUCCAUUAUUGAUAUUUAAUUUAUAUCAUUAUAUAUUUAUAUAUUACCUACUUACAGUGUUGAUCAUUGUAAUAAUUCGAUCGAUCGAAGUUUAAAUCAGAAUAAUGUACCUAUAUGCCAAAACUAUAAUCUAGCAGAGUAUAUCUAUAUAUUAUUUGUAUAUCACACAAAUUUUAAAUACCUUAUGGUAAAUUCUACUCAUUGUAAAUAUUGUGCCAAACAUUUUAAUGCUCAUUUCUUGUAAAGGUCUUGAACUUUAAUAUCUGUUAUUGAAUAGGAAUUUAUGAUUUUAAUAUUAUUAUAUUAAUAAUAUUGACAUUGAUGCCAAUUCUGACUCCUGUAUCUGUACUGAUAGUUUUCUUUUUUACAUUUUUUACUAUUAUAAAAUAAUUAUCGAUCUUAGGCACUUUAAUUCUUCACGUCAGGUGUUUUAAUGUUUAAAAACCUUUAAUUCUCCAUACUACUUAAUGUAUGUGUAAGUUCAUAUUUUAUAAAAUGCUAAAGUGGAUAUGAUAUCCAAAGACAUAAAAACAAAAAGUGGAAAAGAAGAAUAGGCAACGAUGUCAACAUAAGGUGUUCACCACGUGCGAUCAUAUAACGGUGUCUAGAUUAAAUAUGUGCAUUUAUAUAGAACAUCACUAAAUGCCAUUUAAAUGUUUAAACAAGUCAUAUAAAUUAGAAUUAUAUAGUGUUUACUUCAUAUUUACAAAUGACCUCAGAAAUUUUCACAAGAGAACACUUCUCAAAAAAUGUUUUAAAAGGAAAUGUUUCCGUCCCAAAGUCAUUUAAAUAUUCUUUUAUAAUAUAAGUAAAUUUAGUAGUAUGUAUGUAUUCUGAAUCCACCGAUCAAUAGUCGGUAAACAAAAUUAUUUUUUUAUUCUCAUAUGAGAAAUACGGUUAAUUUGUUUUAACACUACAGAAAAUGAUGGCGUUUAUUUUUACGCUGUAGGUCAUCGCGUUAAAGUGUGACACAGAAUAGAUUUAGUAAUACUUUAGUAGGUAUACCUACCUACU